UUUGGGGUGGAGAUCCCCUUUAAUCAUUAGCAGAUAUGUAUAUACCAAGAGUAUCUGUUAUACUUGAUUACAAGUGCUUUGUACUACAAACCCCUCCAAAAAGUCUCAGUGACGCUCACAGCCCAUAGUAGACCAACCCCUCCCCUUUAUUAUAGAAAUAAUCAGUGAAUUUUAUAUAUUUGCAUAUUUUAGUAUAUAAAUUCAUUUAUAGAAAGUAAGUUAAAGGCUUAUUUAUAGCAAUUUAGUGACCUGAGUCUGUAGAGAUGUAAUGCUUAAAAAAAAAUCUGAGGCAUCAUAAACCAAACACUUGAGGACAAUUUCUGCAGAAUUUAUUCCCCCCCCCCCUUCCCUUGAUGGUUUCACCCUCAUGCAGCUUUGGCGUCUUAACUGGAAUUUACUUUAGGAAUGUGCCAAAUGAGGAGGGGGGUGGUUAAACCCCACUGUUUGUUCAAAGGCCUAUACAAUGAAGACUCUCCCAGCCCUAAGGGUCAAACAUAGAGACCGAUGGGAGCGCGCCAAGGAGCAGCUCCAUUCACUAUCAAUGGGCGCGUUUGUAUUUAUAGGCGGCGCAAAGAAAACGAAAUUGUAUAACGAGCGCGGGUGUUUGGAGCAACUAGAAAAGGCGGGUCCUGAAUUAAAAGAAUACAAAAACACCACAAUAGAUUUGUAUUAUUAGUCACCGACAAUCUCCCCGCCCUCACUCCUCUUCAUUUAAAGGCUUUGUCCCGCGUCGCGAAGUGAUUGGCUGCAUCGGGGCACCCUGCCCCUCCAAGGCGCGGGAAUAGAAUUCGCGUUUCAAUUGGCCGGGUCUUUGUACCGCCCCAUAACACGGCGCUGCGCGCUGAUUGGUUCAGCUAUAGAAAAAAAAAAAAAAGAUACAUUCUCUAGUCGUCCUGCCCACACGUGGAGCUCGUUGUUCUACCGGCCGGCGAGUCACGUUGUGUUGUGGGAGAUCGAUCGCACGCGGAUUUUCUUUUGCUAUCGCCGUGAAUCGGGAGCAUGCUGCUUGCUACUCACAGCCGUUUCCCGGAGCCGCUCCAGUGUUAUUAUCAUUCUCCUGCGGCUCCAUCGUCCGUCUUUUCAGCGGCUGCAGAUCAGGAGUCUCUGUGUGAAGUGAAAGAACCUUUUGAAAAUUGCUACCAAGUUGGUCCUGUCAUUGGUACCGGGGGAUUCGGUACGGUCUACUCUGGUGUUCGGAUCUCCGAUAAACUACCUGUCGCAAUCAAGCAUGUAUCUAGGGAUCGUAUCGGAGAGAUGAAGCAUAUGAACGGAACAUUGGUUCCCCUUGAAAUAUAUCUUCUCAAGAAAGUGUCAAGCGGCUGCCGCGGCGUCAUCCGGCUGCUGGACUGGUACGAGAGACCGGACGGCUUCAUCAUCAUCAUGGAACGGCCAGAGCCUGUUCAGGAUUUGUUUGACUUCAUCACAGAAAGGGGAGCUUUGGGAGAAGAACUAGCCGCCAAUUUCUUCCGGCAAGUGGUGGAAGCCGUGCGACACUGCCACUCUUGCGAUGUUGUCCACCGUGACAUCAAAGAUGAGAAUAUCUUGGUGGAUCUCAGGACGGCUGAGCUGAAGCUGAUAGACUUUGGGUCCGGUGCUCUUCUCCGGGAUGCUGUGUACACAGACUUUGACGGUACACGCGUUUACAGCCCUCCAGAGUGGAUCAGGUUCCAUAAGUACCACGGAAAGUCUGCCACAGUGUGGUCCCUGGGCAUUUUGCUUUAUGACAUGGUCUGCGGAGACAUACCCUUUGAACAUGACGAUGAAAUCCUGAAGGGCAAGAUCCAGUAUCGCUGCAGGGUGUCUAGAGAGUGCCAACAUUUAAUCGAGUGGUGUUUAUCCAAGAGACCCUCAGACAGACCAUCAUUGGAACAAGUCCUGGCUCAUCCCUGGAUGUCCCAAGAUAAAUUCCUUGACAAAAAAGAGAACGGCAAAGUGUCACGAAAGCUUGACCAAGAGGCCACCACCACAAGCAAGGACAGUCUCUGAUCACCUAAAGAGACACUCCCUGAGUGAAACGGGAUGGAUCUGAGAUGCAGUCCCUUAAAAAGGAUGGGCUGGCGUGGAUCUGUGCACCCAGUCUGCAAGCUGGGAUUCCCAGAGGGACAGAAGGAGCUGUCCCACCAGAGCGAGAUACCUCAUGGGAUCCCAGAAAGGGACUUCUGCCUAGACAUAUGGUGACCUCAGACUGUGAUACUUUCCAUUAGAGGCUCCUCCUCCUUUCUUAAAGAUGGACUCUGAAGGUGUGAGGAGAUGAGAGGUUUGGGGCCCUAUGUGGCCCUUGUCAGGGUUGAAAGAGCAAUCAUACAAUGCAUUUUGCUUAACUACUUAUACCUGUAACAUCAUGGGGUUUUUUUAAUCUGCCGACGGUGCAGGUUUUCUUUUAAAUUUUUUUUUUUUUUUUUUUUAACCAUCCCUAAAGUAUUUGCUCAUUUUGAUUGUGCAUUUACCUCCAAUAGACAUUGGAGGGGGGGUAGUUGAUUUCUCUGUUGGCGAAAGCUAUCCGCUAGUAACCCCACCAUCCUACAGAGAAAACCAAUAGAUAUAUUCUUUAUAUUGAUAUUUUGGCACUUCCUGCUUAUUGCGGAAGCUGCCAUUUACGACCCCCAAGUUAAUACCGGCUUCGAUAAUAACCUUGAAUGCACCUUUCAAAAUCACUGGGGUGAUGUGGAAAAUUGCAAGUUUUGCGCUGCCGUUGCCCUCGCUAGAUUUAGAGCCAGUUCUGAUGAGAGGGAAAGAGAGCAGUCAUUGGCUUUGGGAGUGCGCAGAACUUGUUUCAAUUUUAUUUUUUUCAUAUCCAUUGUGCAGUAUGGAGAGACUCCUCUGCACCAGUUCUACUGGGCUGGAAAUGUCUUAACAAGCAGUGAAACAUACAAUGCUGAACACAAUCUUAUUGUGGAGUUGCAAUUCUUUUUUUUUUUUUCUUGUGUGUGUGUAUUAACUCUCCGUGUGCAACCUUGCUGCUCGUGAGGGUUAAUUUAACUCUUCCUCAGGGAAUCGUAUGCCUGACAGGUUUUACUGGCUAAACCUGACUUUUCCUAGUCUUGUCAGGGAAUCGAUGACUCUUCC
This is a messenger RNA of Xenopus laevis (African clawed frog), 3066 nucleotides long. RefSeq names its product Pim-1 proto-oncogene, serine/threonine kinase S homeolog (gene pim1.S). Bases 1000 to 1986 code for a protein of 328 amino acids. Gene Ontology annotation, molecular function: protein serine/threonine kinase activity; protein serine kinase activity; ATP binding. Gene Ontology annotation, cellular component: cytoplasm. Lineage: Eukaryota; Metazoa; Chordata; Amphibia; Anura; Pipidae. The record is from RefSeq and is a predicted model, not a curated record. Gene Ontology annotation, biological process: regulation of mitotic cell cycle; negative regulation of apoptotic process. The transcript is spliced from 6 exons.